Arctia plantaginis is the source of this 1800-nucleotide messenger RNA. NCBI's taxonomy places the organism in Eukaryota, Metazoa, Arthropoda, Insecta, Lepidoptera, Erebidae. The record is from the annotation of a GenBank genome assembly.
AUGAUGGUGCGACGUAGUGGACGAUACACCGUCAACUGGAGAGGGUUUAAGGACUUCGCAUUCGGAAAUAAACCUCCCGACGAAGAGAAGGAGGAGCAGAAACCGGUAGAAGAUUUAUCCAAUCAUGAAGUUAUAUUUUUAAGAAGCAUUGUAGAAAGUCCAGACUUCGCUAGAAAAUACGAGUCCAUCGAUUCGGAGGAGGACUUGAUAGUAAAACCAGUCUCGCUGGGUAACGUUAACAUAAUUCGUUCUCUAAGCGAGUAUCGUGGCAACAAUAUACGGACUAUUGAACAAGCCGAACUCGCUAUUAUCGUGUCCAGGGCACACUUUAAGGCUUUAAUAGAUGCUCACGAUCAAAUAGGCGCAAUUUGGCUGGACAGAGGGUCUGGUAUUGAUGAAAAGACAUUAGUGACAGAAGCAGAUAAAGACAUAGGAGCUGAAGGUGGUACGGAAGAAAACGGAGACAUGCCUGUUGAGACUGUUAAAGUUGUAGGGCUGAGGAAAGUCCCUGGUCAACCUUUAGGAUUAACAGUGACAACUGAUGAACAUGGACAGCUGAUAGUAGCUAGGAUACUAGCAGGUAGUGCAGCUGCUAAACAAGCUUUAGUUUCUGUAGGUGAUGUAUUAUUAGAAGUAGACGGAGUACACAUAGACUCGGAAGAUCAGCUCAAGGAGGCUGUGGCCAAGCCUAAUGAUAGAAUUACACUUAAAGUUGGACCUAACUUGAAGGAAAAGACUGCACAUCUAACUAAUAAGCUUAGUUGUUAUAUGAGAGCACUUUUUGACUACAACCCUAAGGAAGACACAUUACUACCAUGCAAGGAAAUUGGUUUAGAAUUCAAGAAAGGAGACAUUUUACAAGUGUCAGACCGUAAAGACCCCAACUGGUGGCAAGCAAGUCAUGUUGAGAACCCUGAAGUUGUGGGAUUAAUACCAUCACCAGAAUUAGAAGAAAGGCGCAAGGCAUAUGUGCCUCCAGAAGCUGACUUUGUUCAUAAAAUCAGUAUUUGUGGUGCAAGGAUAUCGAGAAAGAAAAAAAAGUUUGUCUAUGAGUCCCGCUCAAGCGUGCAGUUAGAGGGUGCGGAGUUGGCGCUGUAUGAGGAGGUGGCCCGUACUCCACCAUUUCUUCGUCGAGUCUUAGCAAUGGUGGGCACCCGGGGGGUCGGCAGGCGGACCAUAAAGAACCGCAUGAUACAGGAACACCCGGACAGAUUUGGUGCUGUUGUUCCUCACACAUCUCGUCCUCCACGGCCUAUGGAAGAAAACGGACAGUCAUACUGGUUUGUUUCUCGGGAGGAAAUGGAGCGCGAUGCCCAUGCUGGACGGUUCUUGGAAUAUGGGGAGCAUAAUGGACAUCUCUACGGAACUCAUCUUGAUUCCAUACGAGCGGUUAUGAAAGAAGGUAAAAUGUGCAUCUUGGAUUGCGCUCCUCAAUCACUUAAGUUGCUGCACAACAGCGGGGAAUUUUUACCUUUCGUCGUGAUGCUAGCAGCCCCUGGCAUCGAACAACUCAGGAACCUCACUCACGCUUCCAAUCGCAAUUUAACGUUUGACAGGCAGAGCUCCAUCCGCUACAGCUCAAGGCGCGCGCGCACCCUUGAGUCAUUGGCGUCACUAUACGAGGAGGAAGAUAUGAAGCAAACCCUAGAAGAGAGCGCCCGUAUUCAACGACAAAACGAAAAGUAUAUUGAUCUCGUCAUCACCAACAAUAAUACGGAUACGAGUUACUCUAAGAUUAUGGACGCCUUGCAUUCGCUAUCCACCGACCAUCAGUGGGUACCCGUCAGUUGGAUUUAUUAG